UUAUUUGAAUUCAAUCUAAAACAAAAUAGUUCAUCCCUAAAUUUUUUUUGAUCAUCCCUAAUUAAAGAGACGACAGCCGCAAAACAAAACAGACCUAGCGAAGAAAUUUCCCAUCUGUGAAUCCAACAACAACAAUAAUAAUAGUAGUAAUAACAGUAGAAGUAAUAAUAAAUCAUUGCCACCAUUGAUUCCUCACUAACUAUGCUUCUUCCCACUUCUUUGCAUCUGCUCUUUAUUUUUUCCGAUUGAAAACACUCCCCUGUAGACAAAAUAGAUCACCAUUUUAGCCCUACGGAACACACGGUCAGUUUUAGUUUUUUGUUUUAUUACAUGGCAGUUUUACAGAGGAAGGAUAAAAAUCUAAAUCGGCGUCUGUUUCAGAAACAGAGUUACUCGACUUCUCCAUUUAUACCCACCAAUGAAUUCUAUGUAUUGACUGGUCCUGAGUUUUAUCCUUUUACCAGGGGGAAAAAGCAGUACAACCACGGCAGCGGGCACAUAGGUUUGGUCGCGACUUCAAAAUCUAAGAGGUACCAAAUUUCUUCAAGACAUGUUCCCAGGUUUGAUAGUGGGGAAAACUUCAAGGCGGAGUUGGGCUGGAUUAAUACUGGGAUGAGGAUUGUGCGGGAUAGAUGAAUCUCAGGGAGGUCUUAAUUUGUGGGAUGGUUAGAUUCUAGCUGUAUGUGAACUGGGUUCCCUAGCAUGUGGGCUACUACAGAUUGAUAUGCUUAUCAAAGAGUUUUUCAUUUAGUUUUGGGCAACAUUGUUCACUGUGCAUUGCAAAUGUUGAAAAUGAGAGUAGGCUGAAGGAUCACUUUGUAUGUUUUUGUAUUUGAGACAAGAAUAAUGAAAGCUGAAGCUAAGAUUCAUGUCAUAGAUGAACUCAGGUUUUGAAGGAGAGAGCGAAGCACAGUGUGUCAUCAGAGCAAUUAUUUUAAUUUAAUUGGUGUUAAAGCUCUUAAACAUAGAAGACAGGAUUGUCAGAUUGGUUUUCAAAAUGUUUAACCGAUCUGGUCUGGAUAGAUUCAAGAAAGCACAAUCCUUAGAGCCAUUUUCUGUCAAUGCUAAUCCAAUUACUAAGCAACCUCCACAGCAGCAGCAGCAAUCCAUACCCCGAUCAUUUCAAUCACAGGUGACUCAACCACAGGUACAGUAUCAUGGGUUUGCUCGGCCUGCUGCACCAGAACCAGCUCCAGCAGCAGUACCAAGUACUCAAUCGACUGCAAUAGGGGGCGGACAAUCAAAUUGGCAGCCACCAGACUGGGCUGUGGAGCCUAGGCCAGGUGUCUAUCGUUUAGAAGUGAUGAAGGAUGGUGAGGUUUUAGACCAGAUCAAUUUGGACAAGAGGAGGCACAUAUUUGGGAGACAGGUUGCUGUUUGUGAUUUUGUGCUUGAUCAUCCAUCCAUUUCUCGACAACAUGCAGUUGUUGUGCAACAUAAAAAUGGCAGCAUUUAUGUUAUUGAUCUGGGCUCAGUGCAUGGCACGUUUGUUGCAAAUGAGCGUGUGACAAAGGACAAUCCCGUUGAACUUGAAAUAGGUCAGUCUCUACGGUUUGCUGCUUCUUCAAGAAGUUAUAUCUUGAGGAAAAAUACUGCUGCUCUUCUUCCUGUGCAACAGUUGCCUGCAGAAUUCACCCUACCUUCUCCCCCAGAUCCUUCAGAUGAAGAAGCAGUUGUGGCAUAUAACACUCUUCUUAACCGUCUAGGGGCAAGCAGAACAGAUGCCUUACAAAAGCCGAGCAGAGAAGCAGGCAUGGGUUCUACAUGCAGCAAAGAAUCUGAAUCACAAGUUGAAAGAGCUGCUAAGAGACAACGGAGAGUAAGAGUGGCUUUUAGAGAUCAACAUGGUGGAGAGUUAGUAGAGGUUGUAGGAAUAUCCGAUGGUGCAGAUGUUAGCACUGAGCCUGGGCCCAUUGGUGUAAAGGAAGGUAGUCUUGUUGGAAAAUAUGAGUCCCUUGUGCAGGUUACAGUCAUACCUAAAGGUCAGGACCAUGUAAUGCAAAAGGAUGAGGCUGAUACACCAAAAGGGGUCACAUCAAGGUUGCAACAAUGUUUGAACAAAGUCAAGUCCCCCGCAAAAGGUGGGUUUUAUGAAGACCUUUAUGGGGACUCCUUUGCUGGUCAGGUUGGUGCUUCCUGGGCAAAUACAUCAAAAGGAAGAGUUGCCAAUUCAGAACAAGUCACUUCAAAUGUGACGGUAGAAGUUCUUCCAAAUGGCACGUCUGGGAUUGAUUCAAGUAACUCAGAAAGCAACAAGGAAAUUGCCAAGUCCCAAAGUUCCAAAUCUAACGCACUCUUUGAUGACGAUGAUGAUGAUUUAUUUGGUGAUUCAAUGGAGGAUGACAUGUCAAGAUGAGUUCAGCUGUGAAGUUUAGUGUCACAGUCUGAGGAAUUUAAACUCAAGCUUUGCUUGUUGAAAAAACAAUUGUUUCUCUUUGUAAAUGUCUACUUAUUCAGAGCACAAUAUGAUUUUUAUUGUGGUUUUGGUCAGAGAUGCUUGAAUAGCAAUUUCAGCACAAAUCACUAACAAAGUGGUUUUUGUCAUCAUGGUUAAGUUUUUGUGUUCAAGCCAUUUUGGUGUUCCCACUUAUGGUGUUUGAUUGAGUGUGGUUGUAGUGCCACAUUAAGUUCUACUUUUCCUGUAAGAAAUUUCUUGAGAAUGUUGUUCUCUGACC
Cryptomeria japonica (Japanese cedar) is the source of this 2675-nucleotide messenger RNA. Its product is annotated as protein phosphatase 1 regulatory inhibitor subunit PPP1R8 homolog. The transcript is spliced from 5 exons. The record is from RefSeq and is a predicted model, not a curated record. Lineage: Eukaryota; Viridiplantae; Streptophyta; Pinopsida; Cupressales; Cupressaceae. Gene Ontology annotation, molecular function: mRNA binding; protein binding. Bases 998 to 2356 code for a protein of 452 amino acids.